This is a messenger RNA of Oryzias latipes (Japanese medaka), 2134 nucleotides long. RefSeq names its product STEAP family member 2, metalloreductase (gene steap2). Gene Ontology annotation, molecular function: ferric-chelate reductase (NADPH) activity; cupric reductase (NADH) activity. Gene Ontology annotation, biological process: copper ion import. The record is from RefSeq and is a predicted model, not a curated record. NCBI's taxonomy places the organism in Eukaryota, Metazoa, Chordata, Actinopteri, Beloniformes, Adrianichthyidae. Gene Ontology annotation, cellular component: plasma membrane; endosome.
UGGGACAUUUCCAGCGGUCCGUGAAGGCAGCAUCAGGGACACGGUGUGCUGUUCCACAUCCACAGGAAUUGGUUCCGUAAUUUCCGUGCAGCUCAUCUGGCUGAGACGCUUCAUUCCGGCGGGGGGGUGUUGUGUUUCAGGAGGAUCGUCGCUGUUUCUGCUGCGGGGGGGUCUCCGCGCGUUCGAGCCUGCAGCAUCAGCAGUGCAGCUCCCUGGAGACUGAGGACGCGCCCGCUGCGUACACACUAGACCCCAAUCAAAUGGACAUUGCCAAUUAAAGCCAAACUCCGGAGCUUGAGGGCUGGUGUCCUGCUGGCUUUGCUCACAUCAUCUUGACCAGUCUGCUGCUGCUGACCUGGAUCAGGUCUGAUUUUCCAACAAGGCUGGUCACAUCUAAAGUCAAACAGAACAAUGGACUCUGCCUUCAUAAUAGGACACAAGAGGAGCCCUGGCUUGAUGUCUGCUUCCUCUGCCCACCACCUCCAUUCAGCUCAGACCUUCUGGGUGCCUAAAGUUGUGAGAGGCAGAGCUGCAGAUUUAGGACCUUCUGGUCUGAGGCCAGCUCCAACCACACUGGGAAUCUUGGGCUCCGGUGACUUUUCCAAGAGCCUGGCAUUUCGGCUGUUACGUUGUGGCUUUUGUGUGGUGGUGGGGAGCCGUCAUCCCAAACUAGCAGCUCAGUCGUUUCCUCACGUUGUGGAUGUUACACACUAUGAAGACGCUGUACAGAAGGUGAACAUCGUGUUCCUGGCGAUCCGCCGUGAGCACUACUCGGUGCUGUGGGAUCUCAAGCAUCUGAUGGCAGGUAAGAUCCUGGUGGAUGUGAGCAACAACAGGAGGGGGAACCAGUAUGCCGAAUCCAAUGCAGAGUAUCUGGCCUCACUUUUGCCCGACUCUGUUGUAGUGAAAGGUUUCAAUGUCAUCUCAGCAUGGGCCAUGCAGCAGAACUACCCCCAAGACGCAAGUACACAGGUCUUUGUUUGCAGUGAUUCUUUGGAGGCUCGACAACAGAUUAUGGAAUUAGCCCACCAACUCAACUUCCAGCCAGUGGACAUGGGCACUUUGUCCUCAUCCCGCUAUAUUGAGAAUAUUCCAAGGCGGUUAUUUCACGAUUGGAAAGGUCCUGUCCUCGCUGCCGUGGCCUUCUCUAUUUUCUUUUUUUCGUAUUCUUUUGCUCGUGAUAUAAUCCAUCCGUACUUUAAAUACAAGCAAAGUGACUUCUACAAGAUCCCAAUAGAGAUAGUGAAUCGGACCCUGCCCACCGUCGCUAUCACACUCCUGGCCCUGGUGUACCUGCCUGGCCAGCUGGCAGCGAUCCACCAGCUGUAUUAUGGUACCAAAUAUAAACUUUUCCCAAAGUGGCUGGAAGGCUGGCUGCAGAGUAGGAAGCAGCUUGGCCUCAUCAGCUUUUUCCUGGCUGCUGUCCAUGGACUCUACAGCCUCUGUCUGCCCUUCAGACGGUCUGAGAGGUACCUGCUGCUCAACACUGCUUACCAACAGGUCCAUGCACAUGUGGAAAAUUCUUGGAAUGAGGAGGAAGUGUGGAGAGUGGAGAUGUACAUUUCCUUUGGGAUUAUGAGUUUUGGGCUGUUGUCUAUUCUGGCCAUCACAUCCGUUCCUUCCAUCAACACUACGCUCAACUGGAGGGAAUUUAGCUUUAUACAGUCCACUCUGGGUUACAUCGCCCUCCUCAUCGCCACCUUCCACGGGUUGCUGUUUGGCUGGAAGCAAGCCUUUGAGAAGAAUGCCUAUCACUUCUACCUGCCUCCCAGCUUUAUGGUGGCCCUUGUUCUGCCAGUGUGUGUCAUCAUGGGAAAGGUCUUCAUGUUGAUGCCCUGUGUGGCCUGCAAGCUCAAGAAGAUUCACAUGGGAAUGGACAGAAGUCUGCAUGGGUGCCGGCGCCUGGAGCCUGUUGGAUCAGCCGCCAACGUGUCACCUGAGAGAGUCACCAUAAUGUGAUCAGAAAGGCUGAUCCAUGCUUAGAGUAACCUUUAGCCAUUUUUCCAGUCUGAAGCCAUACAUAUUUCACCAAAAAUGUUUGUGCUGUUUAUAUUCUCAGACAUUUGUGAGAAACAUACAUUCCAACCCCUUGAGUUAUAUCUUUAAUAAAGAGAAAUAAUUGAUAGUGAUUUUA